Messenger RNA from Eremothecium cymbalariae DBVPG#7215, 2064 nucleotides. RefSeq names its product acetate--CoA ligase ACS2 (gene ACS2). Gene Ontology annotation, molecular function: AMP binding; acetyl-CoA synthetase activity. The coding region runs from base 1 to 2064 and encodes 687 amino acids. The transcript has a single exon. Gene Ontology annotation, cellular component: cytosol. The record is from RefSeq and is a predicted model, not a curated record. NCBI's taxonomy places the organism in Eukaryota, Fungi, Ascomycota, Saccharomycetes, Saccharomycetales, Saccharomycetaceae.
AUGUCAUCCUGCAAGGAAUACAAGGUUGUGCACGAGGCAAAGGAUGCUGGGUUUCGUUAUGCACCUGAGCACUUUAAGAGGAGCAGGGUUGGGGAAGCUUAUAUCAAGGAUAUGAGUGAAUACGAGGCGAUGUAUAAGCGAUCGAUUGAAGAGCCGGAAAAAUUCUUUGGUGAAAAGGCCCAUGAGUUUCUAUAUUGGGACAAACCUUUUACCAAGGUGAAGUCAGGUAGCUUGGAUAGAGGAGAUACGGCGUGGUUUUUGAACGGAGAGUUGAAUGCAUCGUACAACUGUGUUGACAGACACGCUUUUGCCAAUCCAGAUAAGACAGCGAUCAUCUAUGAGGCUGACGAUGAGUCUGAGAACCGGAUUAUCACUUAUGGAGAGUUGUUGAGACAGGUGUCUGAAGUUGCAGGGGUUUUGAAAUCUUGGGGGGUGAAGAAGGGGGAUACAGUUGCGGUUUAUUUGCCUAUGAUUCCCGAGGCAGUAGUAGCGAUGUUAGCUAUUGCGCGUUUGGGUGCUAUUCAUUCUGUUAUAUUCGCUGGGUUUUCAUCUGGGUCGUUAAAGGAUAGAGUUGUGGAUGCAGGAUGCAAGGUGGUUAUCACAUGUGAUGAGGGACGGAGAGGCGGCAAGACGGUCCACACUAAAAAAAUUGUGGACGAAGGUCUACAUGGCGUAGAGAUGGUUCAGCGGAUUCUUGUCUUCCAAAGAACGGGUACCGAUGGUAUCCCAAUGAAGCCAGGUAGGGAUUACUGGUGGCACUUGGAAGCUGAAAAACACCGGGGUUACUUGCCACAUGUUCCAGUUAAUUCUGAGGAUCCAUUGUUCCUCUUAUAUACUUCUGGGUCCACGGGUUCACCCAAGGGAGUCGUUCAUACAACGGGCGGAUACUUGUUAGGCGCUGUAAUGACAACGAGAUACGUGUUUGAUAUUCAUCCAGAGGAUAUCUUGUUUACUGCUGGUGAUGUCGGCUGGAUUACUGGCCACACAUAUGCACUCUAUGGUCCAUUGGCAUUGGGAGUAGCUACCGUCAUCUUUGAGUCCACUCCCGCAUACCCAGACUACGGUAGAUAUUGGAGGAUUGUUGAACGUCACAGAGUCACACAUUUUUAUGUCGCGCCAACAGCUAUGCGGUUAAUCAAACGUGUCGGUGAGAGUGAGAUUGCAAAGUAUGACACUUCAUCACUAAGGGUUUUAGGUUCUGUGGGCGAGCCCAUCGCACCUGAUUUAUGGGAGUGGUAUAACGAAAAAGUCGGACUCAAUAAUUGUGUCAUCUGUGACACAAUGUGGCAAACUGAGUCUGGAUCUCAUUUGAUCGCUCCAUUAGCCGGCGUUAUUCCAACAAAACCAGGAUCGGCGACUGUACCAUUUUUUGGGAUUGACGCCUGCAUCAUUGACCCUGUUACAGGAGUGCAAUUAGAGGGCAAUGACGUAGAGGGUGUUCUCGCCAUCAAAUCUCCUUGGCCAUCAAUGGCUAGAUCCGUUUGGAAUAACCAUAACCGUUAUAUUGACACCUACUUGAAGCCAUACCCAGGUUACUACUUUACUGGCGAUGGUGCAGGCAGAGAUCACGACGGUUACUAUUGGAUCAGGGGAAGGGUAGAUGACGUGGUCAACGUCUCAGGACAUAGGCUAUCGACUUCGGAAAUCGAAGCAGCUUUGGUUGAACACGAGAACGUUUCUGAGGCUGCUGUGGUUGGUAUUACUGAUGAAUUAACCGGCCAAGCUGUGAUAGCUUUUGUCAGCCUGAAAGAAAAUCCGACAGAAAUGAUGUCAUCAGAUGAUACACUACCUGUGCAAAUCCCGGUCGAUAAAUUACGUCGUGAACUGAUUUUACAAGUCAGAGGAGAAAUUGGACCCUUUGCAGCCCCCAAAUCAGUAAUAGUAGUCAAAGAUUUACCUAAAACCAGAUCCGGAAAGAUCAUGCGUAGAAUAUUGAGAAAAAUAUCCUCCAAAGAAGCUGACCAGUUGGGUGACUUGUCGACGCUAGCCAACCCGGAAAUCGUGUCGACCAUUAUCUCAGCUGUAGAAGCACAAUUUUUCGCUCCAAAAAAGCUAACAAACUAA